This is a messenger RNA of Purpureocillium lilacinum, 558 nucleotides long. RefSeq lists its product as uncharacterized. NCBI's taxonomy places the organism in Eukaryota, Fungi, Ascomycota, Sordariomycetes, Hypocreales, Ophiocordycipitaceae. The record is from RefSeq and is a predicted model, not a curated record.
AUGCCCGCUGCUACACAGGAGCAGGGCCACGACGCCCAGCAACGCACCGGCGAUGGCUCGCCCUCGGCCGUCGCGCCCGCCGUCAAGGUCACCAUCGGCGAUCAAGUUGCAGGCGCCUACUCCCUCGCCCAGCGCUCCCUCGACCGCGUCGUGCCGCCGUCCUCGCGCCGCCAUGCGUAUGACGCGGCUUCGGCACUCGCGUCGUCGCGGCCAAUGCUAUUCUCGUUUCUUGUCGUGCAGGUCUGCUUCUCCUUCCUGCCGCUGAUUCUCUUCGCACUCUUCUGUGCGUCGGCGGCCGGUUUCGCCCUGGCGGCAGGCCUCCUCUUCACGCUCUUCUGGAUGGGGGUCGCCCUGUUCAUCCUCGUGCCGACACUACUUCUCACGUCGUCUGUUGCCGCAUUGGUCUGGGCUUGGGCUCUCGCCGCCUUCGUCGUCGCUCGCUUCCUCUACAGCCACGCACCCGCGGUCGUUAGCGGCGUGCAAGCUCAAGCACCGGGCAAGCGCGUCGACGUGAAGGGGGAAGACGACUUCGGUGGCAAGGUGGAGACUAUGCACUAA